AUGAGGCUACAGAACAAGAAGCCGCUUCAUAGCUCUCUUUAUCGCUGCAACUCCACCAACACCAAGUUCUGUUACUACAACAACUACAACUUCUCUCCGUCCCGCCACUUCUGCAAGAACUGCCGCCGCUACUGGACUCACGACGGCACCCUCCGAGACAUACCCGUUGGCGGCGGCUCCUGCAAGAACGCCAAGCGCUCUUGCACCGUCACGACCUCCACCACUACUUCCCAGUGGGAUCGUAGCCGUUGGAUCAUGCACUGGACUUCAUCGGCGAAGGAGAAGGAGAAGGAGGAGGAGAAGAAGAAGAGCUGCUCUUUUUCUUCUCGUCGCCCGAAUCCAACGACGAGGAAUCAUGAUGGCCGACGCCAGGUAUCUUCUCCGAUAUCUUCUCAAUCAAAGACUCCUGCUUUGGCUCCUCGUGGUGAUGCUCAUCAGCCCAACGAAACCCUACCUCAUUUUCAGAUCUUCACCACAGUCGAUCCAAAAACCCUCACGUUGCAUGUUUCGAAACUGAUAGAAACUCUCGAGACUCAAGUCACUCUCUCUAAGCUCUGUGGAGGCUAUAUACGACGAAGAAGAGGAAUUGAUAGAAUUAAUUGGACCGUUAAAAUGGAAAGAAUCCAUAAAACUGUAGGAUGGAAACCCAACGAAGAUCAGGUUAGCUUAGCAUCAAUAGGUGAGGAGGAGUUGAAAAGCAAAAAGACAUAG
Carya illinoinensis is the source of this 711-nucleotide messenger RNA. Its product is annotated as dof zinc finger protein DOF5.4-like. Gene Ontology annotation, molecular function: DNA binding; DNA-binding transcription factor activity. NCBI's taxonomy places the organism in Eukaryota, Viridiplantae, Streptophyta, Magnoliopsida, Fagales, Juglandaceae. The record is from RefSeq and is a predicted model, not a curated record. Gene Ontology annotation, biological process: regulation of DNA-templated transcription. The transcript is spliced from 2 exons. Bases 1 to 711 code for a protein of 236 amino acids.